AAGAACUCUCUCAUUUCCUUAAUAAUCUCUGUUUUCUUUCUUUCAUCUGUUGUGAAAAUCCCUCUUACAACACCCAAAGCUGGGUGAAGAUUGGUGGAAGUUCCAGCACUGAAUCAACAGAGAAGAACCAAAAAAAAGGAGAUAGUGAACAAGUACUUUGCCAUUCAACUAUAGGCCUCAAGAGUGACUCAAAGCCGUAUUCCUUUAUAGACUCUAAACCUUUCAAAAACAAAGAGAAGCCUCCGGAUUCUGUUGGACUGAAUGCAGAAGGAUUUGUGAAGGAUGAUAUGAACAGAGUAAUGCAUGAUAUAAAAGGAAAUGAUGGAGAUACGGACCCCAUGCUAUAUCUAGAGAAGACAGGAGAUGGAUGGCCAGCAUCAAAACUUGAUUGUUCUAUGAGUGUAAAUGACUUUUCCAAUGGUAAUGAAAAGGAGGCCCGAGAUUUUGUGCCACCAAAUUCUCAUUCUUUGAAGAAUAUGGGUUCAUUUCAGGACUCGGUUUUUUAUUUGGACAAAAGUGUAAUGGAAUAUGCAUUGCCCGAAUUGGUAGUUUGCUAUAAAGAGAGUGCAUAUCAUGUCGUCAAAGACAUCUGUAUUGAUGAGGGAGUUCCAACUCAGGACAAGUUCUUGUUUGACAGUGUUGUGGACAAGAAGAGUGAUUGCAACUUUCUGCCUUCUGAAGAGGAUCAAGACAGUAAGCUGCUGAAAGAAAAAUCAGAGAGUGAUAUAUCUAUGCAAGCUGGUUCCAUGUAUCCAGAAGAAAAUCAAAUGGACAAGGAUAUUGAUAAUGAACGUGAUUCUAAUAAAAAAACCAUUUCUGAUAAAUGUACCCAAGAUAUUUCGUUAUCUCUAGAAGAAAAUGAGCCUAAAAACAGAAUUCCGAGUCAAUGUGAUACGGAGGAUUUGAUACUGUCUAGGAAAAUGACGGACGACACAAUGAAAAUGGCCAGAGAUGAUGUCUCCAAAGAGUUGUUUACCCUUGGAGAGUUGCUUUCCAUGCCAGAACUCAGCACAGUGAAACCCAAAGCUAUGUCAUCCAAUUGCAAAAGUGAUGGAAUCAAACAACAGUGUUUUCAGAACUCGAAGGAGAAGGAAGUCAUGGUGAUGCCUCCUUUGGUUUCUGCAGAUAAAGAAUCAGACAAUAGCAGCAAGGAGACAAUUCUAUCUGCUUCUGCACCGGUCUCUGUAGCUGAAGAAAUGGACAGUAGGAAAGAGGAAGCUACCAUGUUCAGCCCUGUUACCAGCAGCAGCCUUGUCAAUGAGGUAUCUGAUGAUAGCAAACUGGCAGCUCGAAGUAUCGCAUUUGGCUUUGAUUCUUCUGCAUUGACGAGCAGCAAAAAUGAGGGUUGCCACAAUCUUGAUCGUGAAGCUCUUGAGACUGGCCAUACACCCAAGCUUGAAGACAUAGCUGAUCAGCCUUCUUCAAACAAUCUUCAAUGUGGAAACGGAGAGUCUAGUUUCUCUGCUGCUGGCCUUGUAACAGGUCUAAUAAGUUACUCUGGGCCAAUAGCAUAUUCAGGCAGUCUCUCUCAUAGAUCAGAUAGCAGCACAACGAGCACGCGUUCCUUCGCCUUUCCAAUAUUGCAGUCUGAAUGGAAUAGCAGUCCAGUAAGAAUGGCAAAAGCGGAUCGGAGACAUUACCGGAAGCAUAGGGGUUGGAGGCAGGGACUCCUUUGCUGUAGAUUCUGAAAUCCAUAGGUUAUACAAAUUUUUAUUAAUUUUGUUUAUCAACUUAUAUACAUCAUCUCCUUAUCUCUGGCUUGGCUUGUAAUGUGCAGUAGGUUUUAGAGUUUGGAUCUCAUGCAUGCAAAUUGAGCUGCAAACAAUAUCCUAAUCCUAUAAUAUUCAUAUAUCAUUGUAGUAUUUAUUUAUUUA
This is a messenger RNA of Gossypium raimondii (Peruvian cotton), 1874 nucleotides long. RefSeq lists its product as uncharacterized. Gene Ontology annotation, biological process: regulation of asymmetric cell division. The record is from RefSeq and is a predicted model, not a curated record. The transcript has 5 exons. The coding region runs from base 288 to 1688 and encodes 466 amino acids. Lineage: Eukaryota; Viridiplantae; Streptophyta; Magnoliopsida; Malvales; Malvaceae.